CCGCUGGACAGCCGUGGCGGGAACUCUGUGAGUGCGUGCGGUCGCAGGGUCGCUUGGUCUGUGCUUUGUGUACCCCGCGGGCAGCCCCGGGCCGGCCCUCGCCCCUGCUCUCGCCCGCCAGCCCGGAAGGAAGUCGGUGUGGGGAGAAGGGUUCCGGCCAGGUCCCCGCCCUCGCUCGCUCCUCGCCAGCUGGAGUGUCUGCCGGUGUUGUGGCCUCGCUCCGCGCCGGACCCUCCUCACCCCGAGUCCGCGGCCUGAUCCCGACUGCGAACACUCGCCCUUCCUCGGCCGCACUUUAACACCUAGAUGGGCCCUGGGCUUCAUCCAAGUCCUUGGUGUUGAGUUAAGAAACGUUUGCAAGCAUGUCCCGGAUCGAAAAGAUGAGCAUUCUGGGCGUGCGGAGUUUUGGAAUAGAGGACAAAGAUAAGCAAAUUAUCACUUUCUUCAGUCCCCUCACAAUUUUGGUUGGACCCAAUGGGGCGGGGAAGACGACCAUCAUUGAAUGCCUAAAAUAUGUUUGUACUGGAGAUUUCCCUCCUGGAACCAAAGGAAAUACAUUUGUUCAUGAUCCAAAGGUUGCUCAAGAAACAGAUGUUAGAGCCCAGAUUCGUCUACAGUUUCGUGAUGUCAAUGGAGAACUCUUAGCUGUGCAGCGAUCUAUGGUGUGUACUCAGAAAAGUAAAAAGACAGAAUUUAAAACCCUGGAAGGAGUCAUUACUAGAACAAAGCAUGGUGAAAAAGUCAGUCUCAGCUCUAAGUGUGCAGAAAUUGACCGAGAGAUGAUAAGUUCUCUCGGGGUUUCCAAGUCUGUGCUAAAUAAUGUCAUCUUCUGUCACCAAGAAGAUUCUAAUUGGCCUUUAAGUGAAGGAAAGGCUCUGAAGCAAAAGUUUGAUGAGAUUUUUUCAGCAACAAGGUAUAUUAAAGCCUUGGAAACACUUCGGCAGGUACGUCAAACACAAGGUCAAAAAGUAAAAGAAUGUCAAACAGAACUGAAAUAUCUGAAGCAGAAUAAGGAAAAAGCAUGUGAAAUUCGAGAUCAGAUUACUAAUAAGGAAGCCCAGUUAACAUCUUCAAAGGAAAUUGUCAAAUCCUAUGAGAAUGAACUUGAUCCAUUGAAGAAUCGUCUAAAAGAAAUUGAACAAAAUCUCUCUAAAAUAAUGAGACUUGACAAUGAAAUAAAAGCCUUGGAGAGCAGAAAGAAGCAAAUGGAGAAAGACAAUAGUGAACUGGAACAGAAAAUGGAAAAGGUUUUUCAAGGGACUGAUGAGCAGCUAAAUGAUUUGUAUCAUAAUCACCAGAGAACAGUAAGAGAGAAAGAGAGGAGGCUGGUAGACUGUCAGCGUGAACUGGAAAAAUUAAAUAAAGAAUCUAGGCUGCUCAAUCAAGAAAAAUCAGAACUACUUGUUGAACAGGGUCGUCUACAGCUACAAGCAGAUCGCUAUCAAGAACAUAUCCGAGCUAGAGAUUCAUUAAUUCGGUCCUUGGCAACACAGCUGGAAUUGGAUGGCUUUGAGCGUGGACCAUUCAGUGAAAGACAGAUUAAAAAUUUUCACAAACUUGUGAGGGAAAGACAAGAAAGGGAAGUAGAAACUGCCAACCAACUGAUGAAUGACUUUGCAGAAAAAGAGACUCUGAAACAAAAACAGAUAGAUGAAAUAAGGGAUAAGAAAAUUGGACUGGGAAGAAUGAUUGAGCUGAAAUCAGAAAUCCUAAGUAAGAAGCAGAAUGAGCUGAAAAAUGUGAAAUAUGAAUUACAGCAGUUGGAAGGAUCUUCAGACAGGAUUCUUGAACUGGACCAGGAACUCACAAAAGCUGAACGUGAGCUAAGCAAGGCUGAGAAAAACAGCAGUGUAGAAACCCUAAAAACAGAAGUAAUAAGCCUUCAAAAUGAGAAAGCAGACCUAGAUAGGACCCUGCGUAAAUUGGACCAGGAGAUGGAGCAGUUAAACCAUCAUACCACAACACGCACCCAAAUGGAGAUGCUGACCAAAGACAAAGCUGACAAAGAUGAACAAAUCAGAAAAAUAAAAUCUAGGCACAGUGAUGAAUUAACUUCAUUGUUGGGGUAUUUUCCCAAUAAAAAACAGCUUGAAGACUGGCUUCAUAGUAAAUCAAAAGAAAUUAAUCAGACCAGGGACAGACUUGCGAAAUUAAACAAAGAACUAGCUUCAGCUGAGCAAAAUAAAAAUCAUAUAAAUAAUGAGCUAAAAAGAAAGGAAGAGCAGUUAUCCAGUUACGAAGACAAGCUGUUUGAUGUUUGUGGUAGCCAGGAUUUUGAAAGUGAUUUAGACAGGCUUAAAGAGGAAAUUGAAAAAUCCUCAAAACAGCGAGCCAUGUUGGCUGGAGCCACGGCAGUUUACUCCCAAUUCAUUACUCAGCUAACUGAUGAAAACCAGUCGUGUUGCCCUGUCUGUCAGAGAGUUUUUCAGACAGAGACUGAAUUACAAGAAGUCAUCAGUGAUUUGCAAUCUAAGUUGCGGCUUGCUCCAGAUAAACUUAAAUCAACAGAAUCAGAGCUAAAGAAAAAAGAAAAGCGGCGUGAUGACAUGUUGGGACUUGUGCCCAUGAGGCAAAGCAUAGUUGAUUUGAAGGAGAAGGAAAUACCGGAACUGAGAAACAAACUGCAGAAUGUCAAUAGAGACAUACAGCGUCUGAAGAAUGACAUAGAGGAACAGGAAACACUCUUGGGUACCAUAAUGCCUGAAGAGGAAAGUGCUAAAGUAUGUCUGACAGAUAUUACAAUUAUGGAGAGGUUGCAGAUGGAACUUAAAGAUGUUGAAAGAAAGAUUGCACAACAAGCAGCUAAGCUACAAGGAAUAGACUUAGAUCGAACUGUUCAACAAGUAAACCAGGAAAAACAAGAAAAACAACAUAAAUUAGAUACAGUUUCUGGUAAGAUUGAAUUGAAUCGUAAGCUUAUACAGGACCAGCAGGAACAGAUUCAACACCUAAAAAGUACAACAAAUGAACUGAAAUCAGAGAAGCUUCAGAUAUCCACCAAUUUGCAGCGUCGUCAGCAGCUGGAGGAACAGACUGUGGAAUUAUCCACUGAAGUUCAGUCCUUAUAUAGAGAGAUAAAGGAUGCUAAAGAGCAAGUACGCCCUUUGGAAACAACAUUGGAAAAGUUUCAGCAGGAUAAAGAAGAAUUAAUCAACAAAAAAAAUACAAGCAACAGAAUUGCGCAGGAUAAACUGAAUGAUAUCAAAGAGAAGGUUAAAAAUAUUCAUGGCUAUGUGAAGGACAUUGAGAAUUAUAUUCAAGAUGGGAAAGACAACUAUAAGAAGCAAAAAGAAACUGAACUUAAUAAAGUAAUGACUCAACUAACUGAAUGCGAGAAACAAAAAGAAAACAUAAAUAAAGACAUGGGAGUCAUGAGACAAGAUAUAGAUACACAGAAGAUACAAGAAAGAUGGCUGCAAGAUAACCUUACUUUAAGAAAAAGAAAUGAGGAACUAAAAGAAGUUGAAGAAGAAAGAAAACAACAUUUGAAGGAAAUGGGACAAAUGCAGGUUUUGCAAAUGAAAAAUGAGCAUCAGAAGUUAGAAGAAAAAAUAGAAAAUACAAAAAGAAAUCACAGUUUGGCAUUAGGGCGACAGAAGGGUUAUGAAGAAGAAAUUAUUCAUUUUAAGAAAGAACUUCGAGAACCUCAGUUUCGGGAUGCUGAGGAAAAGUACAGAGAAAUGAUGAUUGUUAUGAGAACCACAGAGCUUGUGAACAAGGAUUUGGACAUUUAUUAUAAGACCCUUGACCAAGCAAUAAUGAAAUUUCACAGUAUGAAAAUGGAAGAAAUCAAUAAAAUUAUUCGUGAACUUUGGCGAAAUACUUAUCGUGGACAAGAUAUUGAAUACAUAGAAAUUCGGUCUGAUGCUGAUGAAAAUGUAUCCGCUUCUGAUAAAAGGCGGAAUUACAACUACCGAGUGGUGAUGCUAAAGGGAGACACAGCCUUGGAUAUGCGAGGACGAUGCAGUGCUGGACAAAAGGUCUUAGCCUCACUCAUCAUUCGCCUGGCCCUGGCUGAAACAUUCUGCUUGAACUGUGGCAUCCUUGCCUUGGAUGAACCAACCACAAAUCUUGACCGAGAAAACAUCGAAUCUCUUGCGCACGCUCUGGUUGAGAUAAUAAAAAGCCGCUCACAGCAGCGAAAUUUCCAGCUUCUCGUAAUCACCCAUGAUGAAGAUUUUGUGGAGCUUUUAGGGCGUUCUGAAUAUAUGGAGAAAUUCUACAGGAUUAAGAAGAACAUGGAUCAGUGCUCAGAGAUUGUGAAAUGCAGUGUUAGCUCCUUGGGAUCUUAUGUUCAUUAAAAAUAUUCAAAAUUUAAAUGCCAUAGAAACACAGAUCCUCAGGCAACUGCUUAUUUCUGGUAUCAACUGAGUCAAAAUUAAAAUGUAUUCUUAAAAGGGA
This is a messenger RNA of Trichechus manatus latirostris (Florida manatee), 4401 nucleotides long. It is a transcript of the gene RAD50, whose product is annotated as RAD50 double strand break repair protein. Gene Ontology annotation, molecular function: ATP hydrolysis activity; single-stranded telomeric DNA binding; double-stranded telomeric DNA binding. The record is from RefSeq and is a predicted model, not a curated record. Gene Ontology annotation, cellular component: nucleus; condensed nuclear chromosome; Mre11 complex. The transcript has 25 exons. Bases 363 to 4301 code for a protein of 1312 amino acids. Gene Ontology annotation, biological process: telomere maintenance via telomerase; double-strand break repair; telomere maintenance via recombination. NCBI's taxonomy places the organism in Eukaryota, Metazoa, Chordata, Mammalia, Sirenia, Trichechidae.